Phycomyces blakesleeanus NRRL 1555(-) is the source of this 735-nucleotide messenger RNA. RefSeq lists its product as hypothetical. The coding region runs from base 1 to 735 and encodes 244 amino acids. The record is from RefSeq and is a predicted model, not a curated record. The transcript is spliced from 5 exons. NCBI's taxonomy places the organism in Eukaryota, Fungi, Mucoromycota, Mucoromycetes, Mucorales, Phycomycetaceae.
AUGUCUUCUCUUACAAACUGUUACUGGCUGGUAACAGUUUCCACAAUUUUGGCAACAGAAUCCCAAAUAUCAGAGAUUUCUUCACAAACUACAGAUUUUACUGUGCUCAGAUUGAUGUUUUCAGAGACGUUAUUCAUGUUUUCUGCCUUUUCUGCUGGUUCUUCUACUCAUAUUUCCUUGGAAGAUAAAGACUUGUUAUCUCUUGUAGAUGACAAUAUAACAGAAGCUGGUGAUAAUAUCUUUACCAAGAAUAUCUUCACUACUUCACAAUUGUUGAGUAUUAAGCUGUAUGAUGUUGUAACUUCAUUCAAUAUAUCUACUGAGUGCUAUGGUCAGCUCAUCAAUCUGAUGAACAUGGUAUUCCAAGACCAUGAUAAACUCUCAAAAGAUAUAGUUGGACCUGUCAAUGCCCUACUCAAGAAAAAAACAGCAAUAAAGGCUCACACAUAUGACAUAUGCGAGAAUGUCUGCGAUGCCUCUACCCCUUUUGUCUCAGUGAAGACAAUGAAGAUGAUGUCACUUAGUAAUCAACUGGCUCGACUCCUUGGCAACAAUAAUAUAAGGGAGAAACUCCAUUACAGAGCAAACAGGCAGCUUAUAUCAAAUAAGUUGUCUAAUUACUUUGACAGAGAAGAGUAUAGGGUCCUAAAGGCCCAGCACUUUUUCCAGUCUUCUAAUAAUAUUGCUGUUGCUUUGUUCUUGGAUAGUUUUGGAAACCAGAAAAAAUCAAAAUAG